AUGAGUGCUGCAAUUGCAAUGGCUCCCUCUCCCGCUCCUCACGAAAGGUUCUCCAACCCCGAACUACCCGCUCCCUCUACUUCGGCUGCCACCGUUGGAACUUCCCCCUCCGCACAACGGUCUUCUCUCAACCUUUCGACAUCGCAUGCGACAACCCAAUCCUCCACCAGCAGCAGCCCUAAAGCUGCGGGCCAGGGUACCAAAUCAUCGCCCUCCAGCGCUUCACGAUCAGCCGGCGCGCCCCCUAGGAUUAUUGUCAAGAAGGAACCUGCCUCUCCCAGCAUGACCCAUACACGACCUCGACCACGCAAACUUGACCUAUCCAAGAAUACGCCCAAAUCUAACCAGCCAACUUCGGCGCGACCCAUGACAGCUCGUGACGGCCUUGCUAUCCAAGAAGUCGGUAUCGCCUGCCUGUCUCCUGGCUUUGUCACCCAAGACCCUGUUAUGAAGGAGCAGCUGCAGCGAAGCAUGUCAGUCCGAGAGCAACAACGACACAUCAUCGAAGCUAGACUUCACCAGCAGUCUGCUAAGGGGGACGGUCCCGACAAAGAUCCUCUGUCACAGUUCGCCGCCAAGACGCCCGGCAUGUCGAGAAGAAAUAAGGCCCCUGGCCUCUCCAUCGUUGCGCCCUCUCAUGAGCAAUUUGCCAACGAGAGAGUUAUCCAGUCUGCGCCUCUGGGCCACAGCUUUACAGGACGUCAACACCCUGCUCCCAUGACCCGUCACAUCACCAACCAGCCAUCCAACCUUUCGAGUACUUCUCAUAUCCACCACAUUCCUGCUACCCAAACGGCCAACCGAUUACCGCCUAUCAGCGAUGUUUUUGGCCAAGGCCUGUCAGCGCAUCCCGACAAUGCUCCUCAGCCUCAGUCUCUCUACCCCAGUGGCCCCAGCUCUCGUGGACCGAUGACGUCCCCUGGCCACCCUCCACCUCCCCAGGCCCCUACACCUGGACGAGGUCGUGAGUACAGAUCCGCUGAGGAAGCGCAGCAGGAGCUUGCUGGUGGACGGCCGGAACUCCUGCCUAAGCUUGUUCACUAUGGUGGACACCAGCCCCCGACACCCCCUUCCCCAGCUCCCGGCAGUCGACCUGUGGAUGCUUCACGAAGCGCUAGCACCAGCAGGCGAAGGACGAGGGCUGAAUAUGAGGACGGCAGUCCACCACUGGGCCAUGGACCUGCUCCCACUCGUCGUGGGCCUUUUGGUGCUGGACGAGAUAGCCCGGAAACUCAGCGAGCCAAGAAGGAAGAGUUUAUCCGAUUAUGCGAACGCGCGUGGGAUCUAUUCCACUCGUAA
This is a messenger RNA of Fusarium proliferatum ET1, 1299 nucleotides long. RefSeq lists its product as uncharacterized. The record is from RefSeq and is a predicted model, not a curated record. The transcript has 2 exons. NCBI's taxonomy places the organism in Eukaryota, Fungi, Ascomycota, Sordariomycetes, Hypocreales, Nectriaceae. Bases 1 to 1299 code for a protein of 432 amino acids.